CUUUAUUUCAUUUUUCUCAUACUUUAUCGUUGGGCAGCCUUCAUUUCAUCUCAGUUACGCCUCAGGGCAUUUCAUUUGAUUUUAACUACGCGGAUAUAUCAGUUGCAAACAUGUCUGCGAAAGUCAAGGAAACCGUGUCCGAAGAGGUCGUCCGUGUUCGAGGCUUGACUGCCGAUGCGGCGCGUUCUGGAGCUUAUUUGUAUCCUUUGAAGGGAAUUGCAUACUUCGCCACCCACCGCAGUUUAUGGAAGCCCUUUCUCUCAAAGCUUCUGCCGACCAUUACCUUGGGCAUUGGAGUGACGGCUACAAUGUUCGUCUUUACGUAUCUUCCGCAAGCCGCGGUGCUGGCUGUGGUCAACGGGCCUCUGGCUGCUUUCACGACAGUAUUGCUCGUGCUCAAUGAAAGCUCGACUAUUUUCACGAUCCUCAGCAAAACUUUCUUGAUAGAUGAUGCCUUGAUUGACACAUUUGAUGGGACGCUUGUUGCUAAGGGAAUGACUGGCGUCGUAUCCGACGGCCGAGAGAUCAAGCGCGGAAAUGACCCUAUUUCGAAGCUGGGAAAGCUUAUCAAAAAACCAUUUUCCAGCUUCACACCGCAGGCCAUCAUUCGGUAUUUCAUGUACCUCCCUCUGAACUUCAUCCCUGUCAUCGGUACAAUAUUGUUUUUGGUUCUUCAAGGCAAGAAAGCGGGUCCUACCGCCCAUGCCCGCUAUUUCCAGUUGAAAGAGUGGUCAAAGUCCCAGCGAGCUGCGUUUAUUCACCAGAACCAGGGCGCUUAUACGAGUUUUGGCCUCAUUGCCGUUUUACUCGAGCUCAUUCCUGUUGCAUCCAUUCUGUUUUCCUUUACUAACACAGUGGGCGCGGCUCUCUGGGCGGCUAAUAUCGAAAAAGAGUCGACGACUGCACCAAAUUUGCGCGAACAGGCAAAGAAGGCUGAGUAGCCUCAUAUCAAUUCGGCAUUGAGAGACGCAUUACCGGGACAAUAAGCUGGCCGCUCAUACUGCCCCGUCCCCAGCGACGGUCUAUGGUUGCAACAUCCCAGAAGGGAUUCUUUUUCAAAAUUUUAAUCCUGUCGGAGAAGUUUUUAUUCCCAGCAAAUACCUAUAUUCUCGAUAUGCCUUUGUAACGUUAGUUUUCAUUUUCUGAAAGUAUCUGAAUAAUUCUAAGCGGCUGCAGGUUCAGUUUAUUGAGGGCGCCCUCAGAGCGGUCACUCACUCUCUGGAGUAUUUCUCCGCGGUAAUCAAGUGGG
Molecule: messenger RNA, 1249 nt
Organism: Xylona heveae TC161
Lineage: Eukaryota; Fungi; Ascomycota; Xylonomycetes; Xylonales; Xylonaceae
Exons: 4
Coding region: 111-941 (276 amino acids)
Cellular component (GO): lipid droplet; ascospore wall; prospore membrane
Source: RefSeq, a predicted model, not a curated record